GGAUCCCACUUGUUAUGCCCACUUUUUGGUAUAAUCCAUCUUCCUUAUAGUGCUUGGGGUUUAAAUUUUGGUGAGGGAGAUCAGAAGAAGAGAAAAAAGAAAAAUGGAAGAACAAGUUGAAUUGGUGGGGAGGGCAUUUGUGGAUCGCUAUUACUACCUGUUUGAUAAUGAUAGAGCUUCACUCUCAUCCCUGUAUAAUCCAACCUCUAUGCUGAGCUUUGAGGGCCAGAAGAUACUCGGAGUUGAGGCUAUAUCUUCUAAGCUUAAUCAGUUGCCCUUUGAACAGUGCAAACAUUUGAUCAGCACCAUUGACUCGCAGCCAUCGUCGUCCACGGGUGGCAUUGUGGUGUUUGUCAGUGGCAGCCUCCAUUUGCCCGGUGAAGAGCAUCCAUUGAGGUUCAGCCAGAUGUUUCAUUUGAUUCCCACCAUUGAAGGAAGCUUCUUUGUGCAGAAUGACAUAUUUCGCCUCAAUUAUGGUUAAUUAGUGCCUGUGAUUUAAGCACUGGGUGUUGCAACCACUAUGAUUAGAUAUAAUUGGUUGGUUGUAUUGAGAGAAUAAUAUUGAAUGUUAGUUUUGUUUUUACUAAGCUGUAUUUGCAAUUAUUUAUUCUCUGGACGCUGAUCCUGAUUUGGUAAUUGGUAAUUCAUUAUCACUGAAAUUGAAUUAUAGAUGCUUGUAUCGUGUAAAACAAAGUUCGAAUCCAAUGGCUGUGACAACUCCAAUUGCAAA
Ziziphus jujuba (common jujube) is the source of this 730-nucleotide messenger RNA. RefSeq names its product nuclear transport factor 2B. Gene Ontology annotation, cellular component: nuclear pore central transport channel. The record is from RefSeq and is a predicted model, not a curated record. Bases 104 to 481 code for a protein of 125 amino acids. Lineage: Eukaryota; Viridiplantae; Streptophyta; Magnoliopsida; Rosales; Rhamnaceae. Gene Ontology annotation, biological process: nucleocytoplasmic transport. The transcript is spliced from 2 exons.